ACCCAGCGUUUCUGGCAGCUUGGUUGCUAUCCAACAACAAACUAGAAAAUUGAUCACUUCUGCUCGUCGCACUACUCUUGGAAAUGGAAAGUAGUUUUUGAGACAUUUGUGAAAAUCCAAGCGUCUCACCCAAUCAAUCACAAUGGCAGAUGAGCCACCAAAGAAAGAUGGAAAGAAGAAGCUGACCAAGGCUGACAAGGAGAAGUUGAAGCGGGAGGAAGCUGAACGCAAGGCACAGGAGGAAGAGGAAGCAAGGCUUCAAGCUGUGGAGGAAGAAAAGAAGAAGAAGCAGCAGGAGAAGCUUGAGGCAGCGGAGAGGAAGAAAUUGGAAAAUGAGGAGAAGAAAGUGAGGAAGAUCCAGAUGGCGGAACUGGUGGACAUUCUACAGGGGAACCGGAACAAUUUACAGAGACUGCACGAUGACCGCAGGAAGAAGGCCAAGUGGGCGCGGUACAUGAGAUGUGAUGGCUCCCCAGACCCCACCAUCCCAGGAGAGAUCAACACCUACAUCAACCUCCGAUUGGAGGAGACGACUCGCACACUCCCAAAACUUGUACUCAAGGACACAGAACAAGACCUUUCACUGAUAGCUGAGUUAGAGUACAUGCUGGCAGACACCCCAACCGAGGAAUUGACAGACAGACAGGUAGCAGAGUACAAGGAGACCAUUGAGGAGAUCCAGAAAGUGAUCCGGGGUAAACUGGAUGGGGCAGGCUUCCAUGUACUGUGUGAUGCCAGCACGAUGCAGGACCCCGAGACGUACAAUCUCCAGUUUGUUAUCAAGAAUCCAGAAAUCCAGCUGUGCAUCUGGGGAAAUCUCAGCAAAAAUCCAAGGGUGAAGUCUUUUGAGUUCCGUGAUGUUGGCAUCACCUUUGACAUCCCACGUGUGCUCGCUCUGUCGGACUGUGCAUUCCGAGUUCUCAUGACAAAGUAUGACCACUUCUCCAUGUACAGCAAGACCUACAGUCCUCGCAUGAAGAAGAAAGAAGAAGUUGUUCCUGAACCAGUUGAGGAAGUAGAAGAAAAACCAGAGGAAGAGGAGGAAAAGAAGGAAGGAGAAGAGGGAGGAGAGGAGGAUGCAGAAGCAGGCAGGGAGGACACCGAGGACCUUAUGGCACAGCUGAGGAAGAUGGAAGCUGGGGAGGAGGAGGAGGAACAAGAUACAGAGAAGAAAGAGGAGGUUGAAGAAGAGGAAGAAGACUUUGAAGAUCCUCCAACACCAGAACCUCCUGAGUGGGAAGACUUCGAGGAAGAUGAUGAUGUUGUUGACCUGAGAGCCUAUAACGUCCUGGGCGGAGUUUUCAGUUUUGACCUCAUGGCCCUGCCUCCGCAGCCGAAACCCGUUAACAAUUGGACUAUUACUAGAUUGAUGAACCCUCCACAGAUCCAGCUGAUUGAUUAUGUGGCAGAGCUGCCUUCACUCGCUGCCACCAAUGGCCAGACAAAGGACCAGAAGGACACACAGACACAGGAGAAGGACAAACGAGAUGAGAAGCCUCCCAUAGCUGUCACCAUCAAGUUGCCAUCAGAUGUGAUGUUCCAGGAGGAGCCCCAGGUAGUUCGGUGGGAUGAAGACAAGAAACACUGGAGGCUGGACGGAUUCUCAGACAUUGUCUACAAUGAUGAGAGCCGGACGUUUGGUUUUAAGAUGUACAAGUUUGGCAUUAUGGCACUGAUACAGGAGACACACAUCAACAUGCCAUUCCAGUCUUGGGAGCUCCGUCCCCGGGCAGUCAACAAGGCCGUACUCUCCAUCAUUGCAGCCAUUGUGGAGCUGGAUAUUGAGAUAGAGAAUUCAAUGUGUUGUUUGAGCAGCUCGUUUGAAGAUCCAGCAUUGAGUCAUCUCAAGGGGCAGAUGAUGACUCCAACAGACUUGAUCCAAAGUUUGAGGAAAGCUGGUGUGAAUGUCUUCCCCUCUGAAGACUCCUCCAAGUACGUCAGCAUCCAGAACAAGCAUGCAGUGUUGGAGUCGCGGACGUAUGAGCAGAUAGCUCUUACUGCAUCAGCCAUGGCGUACUCCUGGUCCAAGUGGAACCAGGACAAGGAGAAGGACCAGAUAAUCUUCCAAGGCUCCGAACAUCUCAACAAUGAGCGGUUGUUGGAGGAGGACUGGACUCUGUUCCAGGCUAGCAAGAGACAGGUGAAGCAACUUACGAUGACAGAGUUUGAUGAGGUGUUCAGCGAGGAAUCAAAACAUCCAGGAACUUUCAAGUCAAAUCUGUACCAUCUGAUUGUGGACACAGCGUCCGAGGAAGCAAGGGACAGGAUCUUCAACUCCAGCUAUGAGUUUGUGGAUUGCGUUAAACAGUUACUGGAGGCAACCAAAGUACUGACUUACUCGUAAACUCUCAUUGUUAACUACUUCAAGCAGAGCUCUAUGUGCUCAGAAUCAAACAUCUAAAUGAAAACAGUAUCACAAAACGAUUGCAUCUUCCUAACAUUGACCAUGUCUGAGGAUUCAAAGUAUUCUUUGAUGUAUCACAACACUGAAAACUUGUCACGUCUCACAAAAUGAAGAACUUUCCAUUCGAUACAUAUAUGUUCAGUGGGACUUGUUUAUCACGUGAUGAAACUGGACAGAUUGUAUCAGUCAGUGCAGAACAAUAAAUAUUUAAUAUUGAGCUGUCAUGGGUGACUUUUUCACUUCAAUAAUAAGACAGAAAUACAUUUCAUAUAGUAUUAUUUGUACAUAUCAUGUUUAACUGUAUAAAGUUCACAAGUUGAUAUGA
Haliotis rufescens (red abalone) is the source of this 2729-nucleotide messenger RNA. RefSeq names its product dynein axonemal intermediate chain 7 homolog. Gene Ontology annotation, cellular component: axoneme. The transcript is spliced from 20 exons. Lineage: Eukaryota; Metazoa; Mollusca; Gastropoda; Lepetellida; Haliotidae. The coding region runs from base 143 to 2344 and encodes 733 amino acids. The record is from RefSeq and is a predicted model, not a curated record. Gene Ontology annotation, molecular function: microtubule binding; beta-tubulin binding.